This is a messenger RNA of Drosophila melanogaster (fruit fly), 7989 nucleotides long. It is a transcript of the gene shep, whose product is annotated as alan shepard. Gene Ontology annotation, cellular component: ribonucleoprotein complex. The transcript is spliced from 12 exons. Lineage: Eukaryota; Metazoa; Arthropoda; Insecta; Diptera; Drosophilidae. The record is from RefSeq and is marked reviewed. Gene Ontology annotation, molecular function: nucleic acid binding; RNA binding. Bases 662 to 2161 code for a protein of 499 amino acids.
AAUUAGUUGAACUUCGUUGCUCGACCCGACGAGACGAAAACGAAUUGAAAUUGGAGAAAUUCCCCAAAAACACACACAAAACCCAGACACGGGAAGAGCAGCAAACGGUCAAAGUGAAGAGCCAACAAACAAACAUACAACAACAAACUCCAACGGGCGCGCAAAAAAAGCCAACAACUUUUGACAGUGCACAAAAAUCUAAAUAAUUUGUUAAGAGAAAAUCAUUUGCAAGCAAGCGCGGCUAUAUAGAGAGGUGUAAUUACUUUCAACAAAUCGAAUUUGUUGAUUAAAAAAUAAGGAAUUUAAGAAAGAAAGCUUCCUUUUAUAUACGUGCAAGUUCCAAGUUGUGUUUGUGUGAUUCUGUGUGUGUGUGUGUGCAUGUCUGCGCUUGUCUGCCAGGAUUGCCACCUUUCCCAAAAAUAAAAGAGGAGCAAAGCAAGCUAAAUACACGCCAAAAGCAAGCAGAACACUUUUUUGGUGGCCACUCCCCAGCAAGUUGAGUCAACGCUCUGCGACUGAAAAACAAAAGUAAAAGUUCAAAAAGGGGAGCUCGUCUAGCGCCGCCGCCGCACCUCUAACAUCGCGCAGCGCCUUCCCCGGCGCCCCGCUCACCGCCUCAGCCGUCGCACUCAAGGGCGCUCUACCCCAGCGGCCACCGGCCAUGACAAGUCCCGCAGCCGCUGCCGCUGGCGCCGCCCUGGCCGCCGGUGCACCUUAUCGCGGUGCCGCCAGCUGGACCCCGCAGGGUUAUGCCCCGGCCGCUGCCGCAGCCGCCGCUGCUGUUGCCCAGCAGGCAGCCUACCGCUAUACGGCGCCGCUGCCCCAGCCGGCGUAUGCCGCCUAUACGCCGCACACGGCCACGACACCGGCCACAACCACGUACGGUCAGCGAGUGCCGACGGCAGCCUCACCGAGCAACACCAACUCGAGCAGCUCCUCGAACACUGGCUCCCAGAGCGGCACCCUGAGCACCAGCCUGAGCAACACGACGAACACCAACACGAACAUGGGUCCCAACGGCACGGUACAGAAUCAGAACCAACAGGGCGGCGAGCAGUUGUCCAAGACAAAUCUCUACAUUCGCGGUCUGCAGCAGGGCACAACCGACAAGGAUCUAGUUAAUAUGUGUGCACAAUACGGAACAAUUAUAUCAACCAAGGCUAUUUUAGAUAAAACAACAAACAAAUGUUACGGCUUCGUCGACUUCGAGCAGCCAGCCUUCGCCGAGUGCGCCGUAAAAGGAUUGCAGGGGAAGGGCGUGCAAGCUCAGAUGGCCAAAGUGGGUAUCUGGGUGCUUCAUAGGCCGGCCAUUCAACAGGAACAGGAUCCCACAAAUUUGUAUAUUGCAAAUUUGCCGCCCCACUUCAAAGAAACUGAUCUGGAGGCAAUGCUAUCGAAAUACGGACAAGUUGUUUCGACCAGAAUAUUGCGUGAUCAGCAGAUGAACUCCAAGGGCGUUGGCUUUGCCCGCAUGGAGAGUCGCGAGAAGUGCGAGCAAAUCAUUCAGAUGUUCAAUGGUAACACAAUACCGGGUGCCAAAGAUCCCCUGCUGGUUAAGUUUGCCGAUGGCGGACCGAAAAAGAAGAAUCUCUUCAAGACGCCCGAUCCGAAUGCGCGUGCGUGGCGUGACGUCUCCGCGGAGGGGAUUCCCGUGGCCUACGACCCCACAAUGCAGCAGAAUGGAGUCAGCGUGAACGUGGGCACACCCAUCGGAGUGCCCUACUCCCGCUUCAGCGCCCCCCAGGUGGGUGGCUAUCCAGUGGCCGGCUCCCAAUGGAUUCCGGGUUACAUGAUGACUCAGGUAGAUGAUCAGACUUCGUAUUCUCCACAGUACAUGCAGAUGGCAGCUGCCCCUCCGCUGGGAGUAACCUCAUACAAACCGGAGGCGGUUAACCAGGUGCAGCCCCGUGGCAUCUCGAUGAUGGUUAGCGGUGAUACGGGCGUGCCAUAUGGAACAAUGAUGCCUCAGUUGGCCACCCUGCAGAUUGGCAACUCUAACUUUUCUCCAUCGUUACAGUAUAUUAGUCCAACUUAUCCAUAUUAUGCACCACCACCAACUAUUAUACCAACAAUGCCAAUGACAGAUUCCGAACAGGCUAGCACAGCUGCAUCACCCGACGAGGCAUACACACAGUAUCCACAUCAAGCCGCUCCCAAAUAGGUCUUCGCGAGGUACUAAACAGUCUAUUCACUGGUAACCCAUACUAGCUAUAAUAUAUUAGUACCCCAUUUGAGUACUAUAUAAAUUGGACGAGAGUGAGAGCAAGCCGGAGGCGGAGAAGCGGAAAAGCCAAGGAGGGAGGAGAAUCAACAUCAAAAGCAGAGGAUCGGAUAAAGGAGUCUACAACAACCACCACAUGAACAACAACUAGAAGAGGGAACUGCUGAAGCAACAACAUCGGCAGAAGAAACAAAAACCCAGCAUCCAGAAUCUAGAGAAAAGCCAUCCCGUAAUGCCGGGAAAAUCCCAGAGAGCGGAGGCAGAAAAAUAAUGUAUAAAUAAGGCGGUUGGAUGUGAGGAUGAAGUUUAGGGGGUACAUGAAUGCGAAAAGAAAAGCCGGUCUCCGAAGAGACGAGCGCAUAGGACGCGAGAAAAAAAGUGAAGAAAAGCAAAGACUUAACUUAAAUAAUAGAGAAUAGUUAUACACUAAAUAAACAACCAGAGAUGCAAAAGCAGCGCGGCAACCAUUGCCAAAAGAAACAGCGGCAAGUGAGAGAAAAGAGCAGUCGAAAAUAUUUACAAAAAAAAAGAACUGCAGGAUGCAAAGAGAAAGGAAAGUCAAAGAAAAUUCACUUGGGGGUCGUAAGAACUUGAGGAAAUCUGCUGAGAAAAAAAAAACUAUCGCAGAUUAGAGUUAAGUUAAUUUUGUUAAGCGCAAAAGUAAAAAACCACUGCAUGGGGAAAACCGAUGGCAAGAGCGAUGUAAAAAUAGAAGGGAAAAUACAAAGAAACUAUUUUGCUAAUUUUGAGCUAGCAAAACCUAAGCAGACAGAAAUUUGUGAAAUGAAAGAUGGAAAAAAACCGAAACAGAAACAAAAAUAAAUGUGUGUGCAAUGUAUGUUAAAAACUCGUAAGGAAAAACAGAGCAAAUAAAAACGAAACAAAAUCCAUUUCGAUGAUGAUAUAUAAACAAAGCAUAAAUCUUAAGUCAAACUGCAGCGGCAACAAAGAAACCCCCAGAAGAACGAAGAAAGCGCAACGAUGCGCAGAAGAGAGCAAAACUUUUUUACCUUAGAGGCAACGUUUUCUUUGUUGUGGCCUGCUAAAGAAGAUUUUUACGAUGAAACUCAGACUCUACCUAUGUUUUGUUCUGUUUGUCUAAUUUGUAAUAUUUAUUUUGUAUUUUUGUUGAAUCGUGUUGAACAGCACAAAGAACGGAAGCAGAAGAAAGCGUAGAUAGCCACAAAAAGAAAGGAGAUCUUUGGUUUUUUUCUCUCCAUUUGUUGGUUUCUUGAACCAAACAUGCAAAUUGUAUAAAGCAAAGAUCCGAAGAAAGGAAAAAAGAAAAAACAAACCCUAAAAAGAAUUGUCUAUUCCCCCUCUCUCCAUUUGACAUUCGUUUUGUGCUAUCCAAGCAGUCAGAGAAAGAAGAAAAAAACAAAUUCAAACGAAAAAAAAUGAGAAGAAAAAGCCUUUGAAACGGGCAAGAACCUAGUAUUAAGUCUUAGCAAAACAAAAGUAAGAAAAUUGCAGUAAGCAAAAACAGAUUUAGUAGUUCUAGAGAUCUAAAAGAAAGCAGAAGACGGGAGAAUAAGCAUAAGCUUACAAAGACCGAGAAGAAAUGGGGAAUCUUGUACUAGUUUUUAGCAUAUUUUUUGUGCUCAUCAGUCGAUUUAAUGAAUGAAUUUUUUGUAGCUGUCUACAGUUUUUUACGUUAACUGUUUUUUAGACAUAUUAAUGAGGAAAGUAAAAACCAACAAAAACAACCUAGAAAUAGUAUAUUUUUUCUGCAUAUGACAAGUUGUUGAGGAAAGAGAAGAACGAUGUUUGAUUAGCAUGGAAACCAAGAGGCAAACACUUUUUAAAAGGGAAUAGCGAAACAAACCGAGGCAACACACAAAAGUAGCGAAACACAGAAAACAGAAAAUAAAAUUUGAAACUGUAGAAUUGUAGUUUAGCUUUGUGAAGGCUGGCGAAGAAUGUACGAUUUUUUGAAGGAUCAGCUAGGAUCGAAAAGAACAACAGCAACAACAACAGCAGCAGCAACAACAACUGGCACAGGCAGUAGCAGAAAUGUAUAACAAAAACCAAGAAAAUUAAUGUUAAAUUAAACAACAAAAAAGAAAAAACAAAAUAAUGAAGUAAGAUAGAAGAAACUACGUUUAGUAAACUUAGUUAAUAAGCGAAGAUUUCUUUAGUCUUGUAAGCGUCUCUUAAGUAGAGUUGAACAUGAAGUUGAGUAUGGAGUUUAGAAUUGAAAUUAAACCUUUGUCAAAGCCUAGCAUAUUUAUUUUUCCGAGACACACACACACACACUGACACACAAACACAGCAAGACACACCAACACGGACGCACCUAUCAAGCCUAAGCAUUGUAUUUGUGAUUUUUUCGAAUGUUAAUUGAUUAACGAAACACGAUGAGCAAAAUAAGCGAAACAAGGGAAACAUCAAGUGGGCGAUGUGGGUGGGAGAUAGUGUGGCGAAGUGAGAAAUUUUUGAGAAUCUCCGUUUGAGCAAGGACACCCUCUCACCACAAACAACAUUCCUGAGCAAAGUCUUUGAUUUGAUUUUGAUAUAAAAAAAAUUUGUAUGUGUUGAUACGAUUUGAUUUUCGAGUUUAGAGCUGUCGAGUCGCCUAACUGAACUAUCUACAUAUAUAUAUACAUUAUAUAUAUAUACAUAUAUAUAUAUAUAAAAACGUAAGAAACACAACGCCAAAAGUCUUCCUAAGCCUAAAACCAAAACAACAACAUAAUGCAAAUGUUUUUUUUUUUAUUACGAUUAUUUGCUUUAGACUGACUACGAACUGAAACUGUAACAAUAACAACAAAUGCAGGAUUGUAAACCCAAAAACAAAAAGAAAAGAAAAGAAAAUGUAACACAUACACCUAGAAUCACCUCCUGAAGUUAAUGCAGGCAUCGAAAAAGAUAUCUAUUUUGCCAAGACAUUCCAAAAGCGAAAUUGUUUAAAGAGAAAUUCGUGCGAGAUGCCUGCAUUUGUUGUCCUAUAAAUGAAGAAUCACAAAUACAAGUACCACUCAUUGGGAGGAUAUUUUUGAAAGAUUUUCAAUCCUGUUUUCCUCGAAACAACUACAAAAACACGCCCACGCACACGCAUACACCUCCACCCUCUCAAAAAAAAAAAACAAACAAAAAAUCACACACAAAGUGCAAUUUUGUUUCUAAAGUUUUCUUUGAUUUUAAUUUGUUAGCAGGAAAAGCAACUUAAGCAAAUUGAGAAAGCAUUAAGGUCUAAGUUAUUUAUAAAUCGACGAAGGAAACGAGUUGAGCUGGGGGCGUGUCUUAUCGCCCCCUCCCUAGGAAAGUGAAAAUGAAAUUUAUGUUUUAGUGAACGGUAAUGAAAUCGAGUCGAAGAAGCAGGAGAAGAAACCUAGUAUAUAAGAUCAAAGCCUAGUGCGUAAGUUUAGAAAAUCUAAGUACAGUGUUGACAAGCAAAGAAGAACGCAGAUGCGGAAACGAGUAGCGUAUUUCGAGAAAAGAAAUGUAGCAAGAAAGACGGAGUCGAGUAGGACAUAUGAUUUCUAGUUGGUAGCGAAAGGAGAAAGAUUAGUUGGUUAGUUGGAGUGCAACACACGUAGACAGUUGUAGUUUUUGUGUAGUUAGAGCGACAGUGUUGAAGAAUGCCGCGUCGCACAGUUUGAGGUUAGGUUUAAUUUCUGAAUAUAAGCGUACGGAUGAGACGAAACGAUAAAAGCAAGAACGUUGGCGAGGGUAAACAAUAAAAAUCAACCGACGAGGAGUGUUCUAAUCUAAAGCUAUACUGACUUUUUGUGUGUGUAUUUAAAUCUACUUUGACAAGAAACCAAACUGGGAACUCGUUUGUUUUGCGUCUGUAUUUUGUUUUAUUUUAACGCGUUUUACUUUAGUUUUUUAACUAAUUUUAAGUAGUUAAUUUAUUAUUUGUCUUAAAAUCGUCGAGACCCCAAAUAAGAUUCAAGAUUGCUUGGGUAUCUCGCCUCUGAUUGAAAACCUCUCGCAAGAGAAGUGAAUCGAUUAAAUUUGAUGCAAGUGUUGAAGUAAUUUUUAAAAUUCAAACAAAAAAAAUGUCUAGUGCGUAAAAUUGAAAACUAAAAACAACAAAAAUUUCAAUAAAAACUAAAAAAAAAAAUAAAUAAAUCAAUUUGUUUUUAAGUGCGUUUUUCAUCGUUUAGUUUUGCGUUUUCAUUCAAUGUGAUUUCUUAGUAGAAAAAUGUUUGCUAUAUGAAUUACCAGUACGCUUUUUCAACCCACACCAAAUAGUUUCCAAUAACGAAUUCCUAAAUUAAUUCCUAAUUGAUCCCCACUUUAUUAAAUUAGAUUGUGUUCUGAACAGGAGGCAAACUUAGUCGUCUUAGUCGUUGUUUAGGGGCGGGCAGAGCAGAGCGUAAGUGUCGAGCUGGAGAAAUAAAUAAACAUUUUUUAAUUAAGCCAAUUUAAGGAAAUGAUGAAUAUAUAUUUUUUUGAAACUUUUUUGACGAAACCAUGAAUAUAAAACAAAACAAACAAAAAACAAAAAACAUAAAGAAAAACACAUAGAGGAGGAAUGAACGCUAGCAAAUCGAUGGGAAUAUGGAAUAUGGGGCAUGGUGGUAUGAAAACAAGCUCAUUAUAUUUAAAAAAUAAAUAAGACAGUUUCGGAAUGGAAAAUAAACGCAGAGGGAAUGCAGUAGGAGAGUAAGGGGAAAUGAAGAGAACACGACGACAAAUGCGUAAACUAACUUUAAGUAAGCGUAAAAUGCAAGCAGCUAAUUAAACUUAGAAACAGAAAAUACUUAAAUGAGAGUAAUGUACAUUUCGCUUGUUGCUAUUUUUAAGUUUUAAAUCAAAGUCUUUUAAAGAACUUUAUUCAUUUUCUUAUUAACAAUGAUAACAAAAAAAAACCCAAAAACCACAAAAAAAUCAUGCAAAGCAAAUGCGCAAACUGGUAAAAUUAAAUCAGACGAAAAACCAAACUAAAUCUCUCUUUGUAAUCCUCCAGCAAAAAAAUGCAAGAAUAAUGAAGAUCGAUCGAAAGCAUGAGGAAUCCUUUUCAACUCUCUGUGUAUUUUUUAAAGUAUUAUUUUUUGCAUCAAUGUGACGCUUUUAAGCAUUUUUAUAUGGCAAAAGAAUUGUAUUCAAAUCUCUAGUAAAAGCUAAAAAGAAGAACACGCAAAAACCGAAACUCGAAAACCAAAAAAAAUGACAAGAAAAGUGUGAAAAAGCGCAAUCUUUGCUACAACUUUCAAAUUUAUACGCGUACUUUUUGUGCCCUCAACUCUAAUGCAAAAGAUCAUUCAUGAAGGAUAACUGAAUUGGAGAUCGAGAGAUAACAGUUUAAACAAAAACCCCAAAAUAAAAAGGAUGAAAAAGUUUGAAAAUGAGAAAUUAGUUUAAGCAAAACAUUUUGCAGCUUUUGUGCUUAUUUCGCUUAAGACUAGUUGAACAACAAAAACAAAAAAAAAAACACAGAAAGUAAAUGACGAAAAAAAAAAUUAAAUCUAAUUGUAAGUAAAAAAGAAAUGAGAAUAGAUCAGUAUAGAACCGAACCGGAAGCGGAAGCGAAAGAAUCAAGCAAGAAGCUAAGCGAGGGCAGGCUGAGAAAUUCCUGCCCCGACUUGAAAGCUACACAGAAAGCAUUAAAACCGAAAAUAGCAAAAGAUUUAACUGUGGACGUUGAGUUGAAGUGUUGAAGAACACAUAAAAGAAAAAAACACGAGGAAAACGUCUCUUUGGUAAGAAAAAGGAAAACCUAAAGAGCAAAUGCUGUCAUCCAAAAACCAAAAAAAAAAAACACAAAAAAAUGAAACUGAACUUUUUCUGAAUCAAUAAAAGACAAAUUGAUUUUCUGU